This is a messenger RNA of Monopterus albus (swamp eel), 3237 nucleotides long. RefSeq names its product heparan sulfate 2-O-sulfotransferase 1a (gene hs2st1a). The record is from RefSeq and is a predicted model, not a curated record. The coding region runs from base 387 to 1469 and encodes 360 amino acids. The transcript is spliced from 7 exons. NCBI's taxonomy places the organism in Eukaryota, Metazoa, Chordata, Actinopteri, Synbranchiformes, Synbranchidae. Gene Ontology annotation, molecular function: heparan sulfate 2-sulfotransferase activity. Gene Ontology annotation, cellular component: membrane.
AAAGUAGUGACAGUCUGUCGUCCGCGGUGUGGUGGUGGAGAACAGACUGGACGGGACAGGGCAGCGCUACACGGGGGGCGGCAGGCGGUAGCGGCUGGUACCACCGCUCCGAUACCGAGGACGUACAAAUCCGAGCUCUGGAGAAAUAUCUAGGACUUCAUGACGUUCGGCUAAUGGGAUUUGACUUGAUGAAAUAACAGAGCUGAGCAUGAACACUUCGCGUCAGAUGUAAUCCGAGGAUUUGAACACUGGGAGAUAUCCUCACACACAUACAGAGGGGAGGAAGGCCAUGAACAGACACUCACCCGCUUUGUAAUCACCAUUGUCGCUGCGUGCGUGUGUGUGUUUUCGGUGUCUCCUCCUCUGAGCAUGAACUGGAUGAUUUGAUGGGGCUGCUCAGGCUCAUGAUGCCGCCCAAGUUGCAGCUUCUGGCGCUGCUAGCGUUCGCAGUGGCCAUGUUCUUCCUGGAGAACCAGAUCCAGAAGCUGGAGGAGUCCCGGGGAAAGCUCGAACGAGCCAUCGCCAGACAUGAGGUACGAGAGAUCGAACAGCGGCACACACAGGACAGCCUGCGGGAACGGGACUCAUCCACAGCAUCGCUCUCUGACAGCGAAGAUGACAUAGUCAUCAUCUACAACCGCGUACCCAAGACGGCCAGCACCUCUUUCACCAACAUUGCCUACGACCUGUGUGGGAAGAACCACUACCACGUCCUGCACAUCAACACCACCAAGAACAACCCGGUCAUGUCCAUACAGGACCAGGUGCGGUUUGUAAAGAAUGUGACUGAAUGGAGGGAAAUGAAGCCGGCUUUCUACCACGGGCACGUCUCCUUCCUGGACUUCACCAAGUUUGGGGUGAAGAGGAAGCCCAUCUACAUAAACGUGAUCCGAGACCCCAUUGAAAGGCUGGUGUCCUAUUACUACUUUCUGCGUUUUGGGGAUGACUAUCGCCCCGGCCUAAGACGCAGGAAGCAAGGAGACAAGAAGACAUUUGAUGAAUGUGUGUCAGCUGGCGGCUCAGACUGUGCCCCCGAGAAGCUCUGGCUCCAGAUCCCUUUUUUUUGUGGUCACUACUCUGAAUGCUGGAACGUGGGAAGCCAGUGGGCUCUGGAGCAGGCCAAAUACAACCUGGUGAACGAGUACAUGCUGGUCGGAGUAACAGAGGAGCUGGAGGACUUUGUCAUGAUGCUGGAGGCUGCGCUGCCACGCUUCUUCAAAGGAGCCACUGAGCUGUACAAAACAGGGAAGAAAUCCCACCUGAGGAAAACCAGCGAGAAGAAGCCGCCCACAAAGGAGUCCAUCGCCAAGCUGCAGCAGUCAGCCAUCUGGAAGAUGGAGAAUGAGUUUUAUGAGUUUGCACUGGAGCAGUUCCAGUUCGUCAGGGCACACGCUGUCAGAGAGAAAGACGGAGAGCUCUACCUGCUGGCACAAAACUUCUUCUAUGAGAAAAUCUACCCCAAAAACUAAAGAGACACAUCACUAGAAGAGUUUGGAGAGGAUAAGCUGUGCACUCUGAGAGGAAACAAAGAAGGAACGUGAGAGUAAUAGAGUAACCCGCCUCUGACGCAGCGGUCAGACUGGUGACAGCUCUGUUAUUCACACCCAUGCCAACUGGACGAAGAGCUCAUGUUUCAUCAGCAGGCUGUGUUCCCUGCAGCUCCCAGGCCUUCACUCCCUUUCACUUCCAUGACAAAGGCCUCUGCUGCCACGUGGUGGGACACGUCCUCUGCAGCAGCUGAUCAAACCCUGACUCCUGAUUGACUUCACUUACCAGACCAAACAUUUCUUUGGCUCUGUACUGUUUGAUUGUGUUUUCAUGUAUUUUAGCUCUUUGCUAUGGUUGUAUUUUGUAUGUACUGAUGGUGACGUUUUCCAUGGCCAGACAACAUCCCCAUGCCUCACCACCACCACUAACUUAGAGAUUUUAAGUGUAAGACUACUGUGAUGUAUUAUUGGGCCGGGAUGAGAAAUUCUGAGGUUUUUAUGAAAUAAACAUCCUGUGACUAUGGACUUCAUUGAGGCAAGUGCGUAUGUUUUAUACUGCAAUUGACGUGUUGUUUUGAUGAUUCCCGUUAAUGUGUAGCUUUGCCCAGAGGCUUUUUGUGGGUAAUGAAAGACACAUUUGCACGUAUUACUGAAGUGUGUAAAAUUUACCGUGAAGAUGCUGCUGCUGUAAAUAUUUACUACUUUUUCAGUCCAUUUCAUUUCCAGGCAGAUUGGUUUCAGUACAAUAUUAACCCCUUUUUCCAUUAGCACACUUUUAAAGUAAUUGCCUGGGCAUUUUAUCACGUUGUACAGUUCUUUUACCACUUUCAUUUAAAUUUGUGCCUUUUUUCCAUUGUAGAAGCAGAUGAACAUGAGCAUCCGCUAAUAUGCUACGUUGCUUCUUAAAGCAAAAGCCUCAGCAUUUAUUUAUUUGCUUUCUUGUCGAGGGCUGGAUCAGAAGAUGGAUAGCGCUCUCAUUAGAGUCUGUUUAUAUAAGGUUACAGCCAGGACAUGGUUAGCCUAGCUCAGUAUAAUGACAGGAAAUAGGGAAAUGGUUAGCCUGUCACAUGACCCUGGAUUAAACACAAAACAGUUUGUUCAUCAAGGACCUUUACUGUGGUGGCUGGUGGAUUGUUCUACCUUUCAAACAAACCAAAAGUAGCUGUUCCUGCCCGUUUCCAGUUUUAAAGCUUAGCUAAGCUAACUGGCUGCAGAAUUACGUAUGUUUAAGAGUGAUGAGAGAGUAGGGUUAAUCUUCUCCUCAAACUCUCUGCAAGAAAAUAAAUAUGCACAUAUUUCCCAGAAUGUCAAACUGUUCUUUUAAAUGUCACAGUUUUAUUUGCAGUUUUCUACAUAACUUGUGAAGUCUUUCAUUGUCUUGAAGGUUGGGUUUAUUCCAGUUCCUGUGGCCUGUAAUUGGCAGAGGUUCUUGUCUCCCCUCGAUAAAAAUGCUAACAGUCGGAAAAGUCACCUCUGCCUCAUCAAGAAGAUGUAUUAGUGUGAAGGCCUGAAAGAGCUGCACAGAAUUUCUCCCCCAGAUGUACUGUGACAUCACAACUCCUGAAAUAUUCAAAUGAAUAGGUACUCCUUUUCAUCUGAGGAUGUAGAGUACUGCUGAGUUUCUGUGUGCCUUCUCUACACCCAGCUAUCCUUGUGUUGAAGCUUAGUCAGGUGGAACAUAAAAUCAACAUGACUGCCAUGACUGUUUUCACCUUUUGAUUGCCAAACAAAUACACAGAACAUAAAAAAA